Molecule: messenger RNA, 6224 nt
Organism: Lecanosticta acicola
Lineage: Eukaryota; Fungi; Ascomycota; Dothideomycetes; Mycosphaerellales; Mycosphaerellaceae
Source: the annotation of a GenBank genome assembly
AUGAAGGAAGCAAUCGUCGACAAAGGCCCCAAGGUCACCAUCCGGCAUGUCGAUAUCCCAAAGCCAGGACCGCGCCAGGUCGUGACCAAGAUCGAAUACUCUGGCAGCAAUCCAAAGGACUGGUGAGUGCACUAUUCAAUGCUGUACGAUACUCUUCAAGCACCCAUUGAUCAUCACGCUUCACAGGAAAAUCCCAGAAUGGGUGCCUGAUGCCGCUCCAAUGAACCAAGGCGACGAUAUCUCCGGCAUCGUACACGAAGUAGGAGAAGGAGUGACGGAAUUCAAAAAGGGCGACCGCGUGGCUGCUUUCCAUGAGAUGAUGAAACCGGGAGGAUCGUACGCCGAAUAUGGAUUAAGCUGGGAUCAUACCACGUUCUUCUUGCCGAAGAAUACUAGCUUUGAAGGUGAGAAUCCUGUCGGGACUUUGCAAUGGGAAGAUACUGAUAUGGCACAGCCGGUGCUGCUAUCCCGCUAGCCGCUCUGACCGCAGCUCUUGGUCUCUUCGCGGAGGACAGGCUCAACCUCCCGCAGCCAUGGUCUCCAGCGAACGAGUCGAUCCCUUUGGUUGUCUAUGGAGCGUCUUCAGCAGUUGGCUCUUACGUCGUCCAAUUCGCUACGCAAGCCAACAUCCAUCCUCUCAUCUGCGUCGCCGGUAGAGCCCAGUCGCACGUCGAAAAGCUCAUCGAUCGUUCGAAGGUAAUGCGAAACCCAACAUCCCCGAAUCUGCCAACACUCAAUGGCUAACCUCCCUCACAGGGCGACACCAUAAUCGACUACCGCCAAGGCGACGACGCCGUCUCUCAAGGCAUCCAGACCGCCCUCAAAGGCGCCAAACUCCACCACGCCUACGACGCCGUCUCCGAGAAGAACUCCUACCAGAACAUCUGCCGCGUCCUCGACCCCAAUGGCGGAAAAAUCACCCUCGUCCUACCAGGAAAAGAUUACUCCGAUAUCCCCGCUUCGAUCCAAAAGAGCGAAACUAGAGUCGGAGAUGUCCAUGGCAAGAAUAAGGAUUUCGGGUUCGUGUUUUGUAGGUAUAUCACGAGAGGAUUGGAGGAAGGCUGGUUCAAGCCGCAGCCGCAGGAGGUUGUGAAGGGUGGGUUGGAGGGGAUUGAGGGGGCUUUGGAGAAGUUGAAGGAUGGCACGGCCAGUGCAGUUAAGUAUGUCUUUAAGAUUGGGGAUACGCCGGGGCUGCAGUGAGGCGGAAGGAUAUCGACAAAUGUAGAUAGUCUAAGUGAAAAUUGAAGAUACGUUUCUCCAAGGCCGGCUUCUCGGACGCAAACCAUCACCGGUAGAAGCAUUGGUGUAUUGGAGAAAGUGCCCGAUGCCGUUCGAUCAAGUCUCAUAGCCCCAACCUUCAGCCUGCAGUCUCGACCCACAUCUAGUAUGUAUUACCCAGCCGGAUGAGGACGUAUCACGAACAAGCCGGAGAAGCUACCGUACAACACCAGACCCCACACCAUCACCAAGUCGUAGGCGCCAAUCCAUCGUGUUCAGAGCCUUCUACAACCCCUAGCAAUUAUCACUGGUGAUCUUUUGUAUGGGAGAUGCCAUCCACCCUCUUGCAACAGGCGAUAUGUAUGCUAUGGGCACCAGUGGAAACGAGUAAGUCGAAUCUCAUCAUCGGGAACAUCGUCAGCCGUGGAAUUUGGCAGCUCUUUUCUUCGUACUCGUCAAGGAUUCAGACCUAAGCACGGCGCCGAAUGUCUAAGAAGCAGAUCUUUUCCCGCUAGGACUGCCUCGACCACUCCUCAUCGGCGGAAACGCAGUGCUCUUACUUACGUGGUAGAGCCACCUACGGAAGCUAACCCAUUCCUUGAAAUGCCCGUCGUAUCUUAUGAGCUCCAUUUCAAAAUUCUCGUGCGUGUGGCGAGCUCAUCUACUCACCCUUGAGUCUAAUAUUUGGUGGCGCCAUCCAGCUUUUCUCCUUGUCCUCCUCUUUGACAGUCCAGACCAAAGCGUCCAACAUAAGUUCCGAAUGUCGUUUCCCGGAAAUGCCCCACGUUGGACGUACUCAUUGCGUUGAUCAAUCUACUCUAGCCUCUCCUCCUCAUCAUCUCCAUAGACACGUCAAUAUACGACAUAUUCCCCACUUGCCGUCGUGGUACUGGCCGAGGUCCGCAACCUUCUGACUGUCAACUCGUCUAGAAUGAAGAAAGUGGUCACAACGAACGGCGGUUUUCGCGUCGCGGAAUACAUUUCGAAUGGAAGGCUUUUGAGAUAGAUGAAUUGCUAGCGUGGGAAAGAGAUAUCUUUGCUUAGGCUGGCUUUGGAAUUCGAAGCUGGUUUUCGUGUGCCUCCCCUGAGGGCAGCGUCGAGUCGAAUCGGCAGAAUCUCGGGCCGAUCACUUGGCAAUGCAUGUGAAAGCGGGUUGAACCCCGCUAGCUGACUUGUCACCAGCUUGUUGACAAGCCGGAAUGAAAAUGCGAGUAGUAAUGUCAAGUUGUAGAGAAAUGCGUCGCUCGUUGUCAGAUCGCGGAUAUUUCUGGCGGCUUUUCGAGAAGCCAGCUCCUCUCACCUUUCUUUCCUUCACAGAGGAGGAUGGAUGGAUGGAUGGAGGUGCGAAUCGCGAGUUGUCACACACAUUCAUCCUCAUCCAGCCGACAUGCUCGCUCGCGCGUACUGCCCUGUCCUGGAUCAUAAGACUCCACCUCCACGACUUCCUCGUCUGCGUACGUGCAGUGCGAGUACCUGGGAAGAGAAACAUGACCGUCGACGGCCUUUACCCACAACAAGUCAAACAUACUGGCAACUUUUCAGCAAAGUGUCAGCUCCUUUUCAAGGUUGGAUACUUACUUAGUACCGCGCUGUAGCCUUGCUACCUUCUUUCAUCAUCACGCACGCACGUCUAGAACGAAGUGCUGUUGGAUGUCGAAUCCCUGGUCUUCUCGGCCGAGUUCGACAUGACGCGUCGAAAUUGAGCUUCGAGGAGCCACAUGAGUUGAUUUCACUGCUCGUGACUGCCGUAACUGCAGCGAUACAAUCAAUACAAUUAGCCGUAGUUUUCAUCGUGGUGGCGUUGUCGCAGCUUUCCGUCGAUAGCCCUGAGCAUCAGAAGUGCUCGGGAGCUCGACAAGAUCUCUUCGAAGUCUUUUCUUAGCUCCGUUCACUGGUUCAUGGUAAGGCCGAAGUUCCCUGACUACCAUCGAGCGGGAAGAAGAGGCCCGCGCAGACGACGCCAGAUGAGGAUGCGGAUGGACAGGUAGGAACUGCGGUGAGGGGGAUGAGUUCUGAGAGAAAAAAAAAGCAUUGUGCUAUUGCGAUGGCUGCCAUGCAAUCUACGUCCCGCCAAAGGCGAUGAGAGUCAUGCUCACGAUGGCUUGGAAGACUACCUUACCUUACCUCUCAGCGUGAUCAGAUUCAGGAGCGCGACGGACACCUGGACGACGAGCACAGAGUCGAGCGGAAACUUCAAGCCUGACGGUACGUACUGGUGAGGGCUUCUUCCUUGAUGUAGCAGAACCCAGCUGGACAGUAUCAGCGUCCCAAGUCCAGUCACGGCGCCGAAAAAGCAUACGAGGAGAUUAAUGCCUCCGGGGGGAUAUUGAGCGACACUAUCUUGGCCCUCCUCCGCCGCAUGUGCGGUUCUAUCGGAUCCGAAUAUGCAGUGUAGGGCAAAUGGCUGGACGGUGAGGAUUGUAAAAUCCGAAAUUGGACCAGCCGCCACUAUUAGUUGUGAAGGUUGCGUGCGAAAGACAGUAGUUGCAUCGACUGUUGAUCCCAUCACCGCGUGAAGCAGGAGGGAGUGAAAAUGAAGCCCCCUGCAAAGAGCACGUCCACCGCUAUCUCCAGCACAGGCAAGACGCGGACGCCAGGUAAGGUAUGUUCAUGAAUGACCGUCCGUGAUUGCGACGCUGAUCAUGAUCGCAAGCAAGAAAACCCUCCUAAGGUUGUAGGUCCGCGUCCGGGUUUCCCAUUAUUGGCCGCCGUCGGUAUCCUCGUGGCGAGGAGGUAACGUGGCAGCAGCGACUCCGCCAGACCACAAGAUGGGUGAGGAGCCAGCGAGCGAUGUUAGCUCCAAAUACCGGCGGUCUCUUCUAAAACCACUCAGUCUAUGCAAAAGUCCGCAUCUUUCUGUAUCAUUUUGCGCAACAACCCUCUAUAAAGCCCCCUCAGCUUCGACCUGAUAGCUUUCGCAAAAGAGACAUCCGCCGUAUUUAAUCUUGCCCUGUGGAUACCCGCGGGAGUGAUGAGCAGACGCUGCGCGUCAAACGUAUGUAUGCCAGCUGACAUGGGCAUCCGGAGCAUGUUCCUGAUCCUCAAGACUCGCAUGUGUCUUGUUGUUCAUGUCCUUCUGUGGUCUCAAUCACCACUCUUCGAAGUUCGUGACGAAUGUUUAGGGGGAGGUGGGAGGGCGGCAUAGGGCCGCGGGGUGGAAUUGACAUGUGAAGUCCACCUCGCCCGGCGGCCGUCCAAUCGAUGUUUUCCCCGAGUGUCAACCUCACUUCCGUCUCUCUACACUACAAAUUCCUCCUUCCAUCCCGGCAGAUCUCGUUGCGGAAAGCAAGUAAUCUUUCCCCACUGUUGAAAUCGGAAGCAGUCGAAAAAAAAAAACACCCAUCUACCCACCCGCUUGACGUCAGUAGUGCAUGUGCAUACAUGUACAUGCAUGGAAGGUCUCGUACCACGGUACCUAAUUCCCGCCGAUUAAAUCCGGCGCUAGAAGCUAGCUAUACCUUAUGUUCACCUCUGUCAUAAUAAGACGCCCUUAUUCUUCUGCUCUUCCAUCAUUCCGUGGAGAAGAAAACCCAGCCUCUCGAGAUAUACAUCCUACGUUCACCUCAGUGUUCCUAGACUUCGACUCGACGGAGCAGAGCAGAGGUGCUCGAGAGAGAGGUCACACACACAUCUUCAUUCAAUCAAUCAAUCAAUCAAAUCAAUCAGUCAUGCCGGAAUUGCUGCAGAACGUAGCCAUAAUCGGAGCGGGACUCGGCGUCAGUGCACUCACCUCUGUGAAUCCGACAUUUUUGAUACCAAAGGAACUAACAACAGGUCGUGUCAUUUAUUAGGGCUGUACUCUAGCCAUCGCUCUCGCCCAAAAGAACAUACCCGUCACCGUCUACGAAGCACGCCCGGAGUCGACGACCCCGGGGGGUUUCAGCGGCAUCGCCUCGGGAGUGCUCCUCACGCCCAACGGCCUCCGAGUCCUGGAUAACCUGGGCAUCUACUCCCGGAUCAAAGACCGCUGCUACGUUCCCACGCACCGCAUUCUGAAGAACGACCAGGAUGAAACGACGAAGAAAGUCGAACACGGCGAGCUCGGGCCGGAUGGGUUUCGGAAUCAUAGGAUCUGGCGAAGUCUGCUGCUCGACGAGAUGAGGACGAUGCUGAAGGAGCGGGGCGUGCCGGUGCAUUAUGGCUCCAGAUUCAAUGGUUUCGUCUCCGAGAAUGCGGAGCGAGGAGUCGCGUUCAGAAUCAAUGAUGAGGAGCAGACCGCUUCGCUCCUCAUCGGCUCCGACGGAAUCUACAGCUCUGUGAGGAAGUAUGUUGCGCCUACCGUUGGACCCGAAUACACCGGUCUCAUGGCCAUCCUCUCGCAUAUCCCUUACGCGUCCGUGGAAUGGCCGUAUGAAGACUACGAAAAGAACGCGACGAUCCAGUCCAAGCCAGGAGCGAUAUUGUGGAUUGCCGAGGAUCCCGAAGGCAAAGAUCUGAUGAUAGGAAAGCAAUUCCACUACCCUCAGCAAUCUCGUCAAGACCUUGAAGCAUUACAAGGCGACCGCGACAAAUUGGCGGGCUUCGUUCAAGAGAACUAUGAGGAAUACGGAGAGACUGCCAGGAAGAUCAUCGAUAGUGUGGUGAAACACAAAGAGACGUUGUACAUUUGGCCAUUCCUGAAGAUGCCAAAGCUGGAGAGAUGGUUUAGUGAAGGUGGGAGGGUGAUAUUGGUGGGCGAUGGAGCGCACGCUGUGCCUCCUAGUUCGGGCCAAGGUGUGAACCAGGCUUUGGAAGACGUCUAUUCCAUCACAUACUUGCUUUCUUCCUUGAAGGCAGGCGAUGACGCGACGAAAGCUCUUGCAUUUUGGCAGCAGAUGCGCCAGGAAAGAAUCGAUGCCGUCGUUGAUUGGACUGAGAAUUCCGCGAAUGUGGUCCGACUACCCGAGGCUGAGAGGCAAAGACUCGUCGCAGAGGGCAAGGUCAAAGAAGGCCAAUACGACGACAUGUCUUGGCUCCAUCACCCGAACAUCGAGCAGAGAAUCGACGCGUGGAUGCGAGCUGCCUGA